UACCAGCAAGGGCGAAUCGCUGGGAGAGCUGUUGCGAUUUGGGUAGAGAUGGGAUUAGUAUAUUUGAAUUUCUCUACUUUUAAGAUAUUUCACUCUGCUCCAAUCGACAAGGCGUUUGGACGUGUCGCGGCAUAACUCCGAUAAAUAACAUUUCUAAAGACUCAAUGGAGGCAAGACGGGGUUUUACAUUUGGAAUUCACUUGUCAGAAAAGGAGACGAAAUACUGGAAAUAAUGGGGAACACUACACCCAAACCACUGAUAGAUGCUAACCUGCAGCACCGUCCCGUUACCAGCAGGCAGUACUACACACUGCCAAACAAUGGCGUGGAUCGGCGGACAUCAGCCCCACCCCUCAGCCUCAGCAUUGAGUCGCCCCGCUUCCACCCCCACGCCAAGGGCAAGAACAUCCGCCUGGACUCCCAGCUGCGCCGCGCCACGCGCAAGAACAGCUUCUGCAAUGGCGUCACCUUCAGCCAGCGUCCCGUGCAGCUGUACCAGAAAGUCCGGCUCCGGCUGUCCGGCGUCCACAGCGGCUGGAGCGGGGCGCUCCGCUUCGGCUUCACCAGCCUGGACCCCGGCGAGCUGGGCGCCACCGACAUCCCCAAGUAUGCCUGCCCGGACCUGGUGACCCGGCCGGGCUACUGGGCCAAGGCCCUGCCAGAGAGGCUGGCCCUGCGGGACAACGUGCUGGCCUUCUGGGCCGACCGCCAUGGCCGGGUGUUCUACAGCGUCAACGACGGUGACCCUGUCCUCUUCCACUGCGGCCUCAGCAUGGGCUGCCCCCUCUGGGCCAUCAUCGACAUCUACGGCAUCACGCAGGAAGUCACCCUGCUCGAGAGCACCUUCGCUGAGAGCAUGGGUUCCAGCCGUCUCAGUGCGGCCCGUCUCAGCGCCUACCUGCCACAGAGCAACCACGACUCGGCCAACUACAGCAACAACCAGCUGGAGACCAAUCAGGCGGCCGCCGCCAAAAUCGCCACCAUGCAGCUGAACAGCUGCAACCAGCUUAUCCCCUGCUGCUCUUCCUCUUCCCCUUCCUCUUCCACCUCGUCCUCCAGCGGCGCGCGGCUCGCACGGGGCCUGCCCGCGCUCCUGGACUCUGACCUGCACUUUCACCCCGUGCGCGGGCCCGACGUCAUCCUCUCGGCCGACCGCUCGGCCGCCUGCAUCCACUUCCUGGACGGCAGCCGGACUCUGGUGUUCAGCGACCGGCCCCUGCAGGUGGGCGAGACCGUCUUCGUGGAAGUGGGCCACCUGGGCCUGCCCUACUUCGGGGCCCUGCUCUUCGGCGUGACCUCCUGUGACCCGGGCACCCUGCGGGCCAGCGAGCUGCCCUCCGACCCGGACGUCCUGCUGGACCGCAAGGAGUACUGGGUGGUAUACCGUGGGUUCCCCGCGCCCAGCUCGGGGGACGUGCUGAGCUUCACGUUGCUGGCCAGCGGCGAGGUCCACCACGGCGUGAACGGGGUGGCGCGCGGGCGCCUCCUCUGCGUCGACUCCUCCCAGGUGCUCUGGGUUUUCUUCAGCCUCCACGGUGCUGUCAACCGUCUCAGGAUCCUGGGGACAGUGCAGUCCAUCCCACCCUCCACCUCUCCCUCAGGGUCGCCAGGGGACACUCCGGAUGACAGUGAUUCAGACCUGGCCUUCAGUGUUAACCGCUCAUCCUCUGCCUCAGAGUCCUCUCUGGUGACGGCUCCGAGCUCGCCCCUUAGCCCCCCUCUCUCGCCAGCCUUCCCACCCCCCGAACUGCCUCUGGGUAGCAAAAAUGGUGAGUGCACCGUGUGCUUCGACCAGGAGGUGGACACGGUCAUCUACACCUGCGGCCACAUGUGUCUCUGCAACGACUGCGGCCUGAAGCUGAAGAGGCAGAUCAACGCCUGUUGCCCCAUCUGCCGCCGGCCGAUCAAGGACGUCAUUAAAACUUACCGCCCGUGAGGCCGAGGGCCUGCUCAGGAGCUCCGACUGCCGAAAUUGUACGCCCGUUUCACUGCUGAAAGCGGACUGCAAAAUCGCCACACGUCUCCAUCCCCUGGCCUGCUUCUCAGUAUCCUCCUCCCUUUCUGUGUCCCUACAAUAAUUGACAGUGACUCGGAAAUCAAAUCAAAACUUGUU
Molecule: messenger RNA, 2113 nt
Organism: Megalops cyprinoides (Indo-Pacific tarpon)
Lineage: Eukaryota; Metazoa; Chordata; Actinopteri; Elopiformes; Megalopidae
Gene: neurl1b
Product: neuralized E3 ubiquitin protein ligase 1B
Exons: 5
Coding region: 233-1936 (567 amino acids)
Biological process (GO): ubiquitin-dependent endocytosis
Cellular component (GO): early endosome
Molecular function (GO): ubiquitin protein ligase activity
Source: RefSeq, a predicted model, not a curated record